Molecule: messenger RNA, 699 nt
Organism: Histoplasma mississippiense
Lineage: Eukaryota; Fungi; Ascomycota; Eurotiomycetes; Onygenales; Ajellomycetaceae
Exons: 6
Coding region: 1-699 (232 amino acids)
Source: RefSeq, a predicted model, not a curated record
AUGCAAUUCCAGAAGUAUUCACGACUUAAUGUCAGACCCCGAGAUUCGCUGGUACCACCCUUUGACAAUUGGGACCUACCCACUCUAGACGAAGAUCAUUCCAUAAGUGUUAUCUACGAUAUGCCCAAGUCAAUGUACACUCACAAGUCAAUGCUUCUAAGGGGUGUAAAACAUAACCCUCCAGUUCUCGAUAAGACUGAUAUUGAAAUCACCAGAAACAAGGCACAGCGUUCUGGGCGCUCCUUUGGAGGAGUUCCCUUCGGCAAUGGCAGAGGCAGAGGUGGUCGAAUGUCAUAUGCCAGUGACCGGCCCAGUAAUGAUCGACCCAAUCCAUUCGCCGCCCAUAUUAACCCAGCCUUCGUGCCGCCAGCAAUACCUCCAUCACAGAUCCUCCCUAUCAACAACAGGGCGGUCGCGGUUAUUCUCAUCAAUCCGGCCAGCGUGGUCACUACUCCCAGUCGCAAUAUGGCCAAUCGCAACAAUAUGAGCAAAGGGGGAGAGGAGGAUAUGAACAAUACUCUGGAGGCCGCAGUAACUCUGGAGGCGGAGGGGGUGGUCGAGGCCGAGGUGGCGGAUCUUACAGGGGUGGAGGCCGUGGUGGACCUUAUCACCAUGGACAGAAUGGAUAUAAUGGUCACCGCAAUGACGGAAAGUAAUAAGUUAUGCAAUUUCAGAGAUUCAAGCAUAAUUGUCAAUUAG